AUGACGCAAGAGGAGGCGGCAGUGUUCAUCCAGGCCUGGUGGCGGGGUACCCUGGUGCGCCGGACGCUGCUGCACGCGGCGCUCAGGGCCUGCAUCAUUCAGCGCUGGUGGAGGCAGAUGCAGGCGAGACGGCUGGAGAAGAGGCGGCGCGAGACUCUAGAUUCGUAUACACGGGACGAAUGGGCCGCGGUCAGGCUCCAGUCCUGGGUCCGCAUGUGGCGCAUCCGCCUUCGUUACUGCCGUUUGCUCCACGCGGUCCGCAUCAUCCAAGUGUACUGGCGCUGGCACAUUUGCCACACCCGGGGCUUUAUUCAGGGCCAUUACGACAUCAAAGAAAACCAACUGAAUCUUCAACUUGAAAUCUCUUUGGGUUCACAGGCUUGUAGGGUGCAGCAGUGCAUAGCCCUUCCAAUAAAGGAGUGA
This is a messenger RNA of Pteropus alecto (black flying fox), 423 nucleotides long. Its product is annotated as IQ domain-containing protein F5. The record is from RefSeq and is a predicted model, not a curated record. Gene Ontology annotation, molecular function: calmodulin binding. NCBI's taxonomy places the organism in Eukaryota, Metazoa, Chordata, Mammalia, Chiroptera, Pteropodidae. Bases 1 to 423 code for a protein of 140 amino acids. The transcript has a single exon.